CUGGUUGAAUGUUAUCUGAAACUCAACUCUUCUAAUUUUAUAGUAUCUCACCCCCACUUUGCUAAAUCUGUGCUGCAGCCCCCUGUGCUGGCUGGUGCAUCAUUACACAGGGAGCAGAGAGCGAUCAGUUCAGUAGGACUGACACAUGCACAGCUGAAUUUGAUGGUCUCCGGUUUCUUGUUUGACCGUGUCAGAGAAUCACUCCAUAGUUAAGGGCAGAUAGCAGCCUUUCCUCAAAUCAGAGCUGAAAUACCAGAGCUCGAGGUAAGGUGAUAGAGCUGUGGGUCUGAAGUGGCUCAAGUGAGUUAGUUCUGUCCUUUUAUGAACAUUAAACUAUAUUUUUUUAUCUGUCCUCCCUUUCCUUUAGUGGUGGAGAAAUUAUCAUGUGAACAGGCAGAUCUGGUAUUUAGAAGCAAAAGUUUUCUAUAUACAUUCAUCAUACAUUCUACAUUCAUCAAAAUUUCUGGCGAUCUCUAAUUAGAGCCAUGGAUUUAAUAACUGUAGAGAGACAGGGUGGAUAAGAUUUGCUGUGGAAAUCUAGAUUUUCAAAAUGAAUAAAGAUGCACAGAUGAGAGCAACUAUUAACCAAAAACUAAUAGAAACAGGAGAGCGAGAACGCCUUAAAGAGCUGCUGAGAGCCAAAUUAAUUGAAUGUGGCUGGAAGGAUCAGUUGAAGGCACACUGUAAAGUGAUUUUCAUUUCACAAGAGGAUAAAAGCAAAAGCAGCAAGCAGAGAGAUGUAAUCAAAGAAAAAGGGUUAGAGCAUGUUACUGUUGAUGACUUGGUGGCAGAAAUCACUCCCAAAGGUAGAGCUUUGGUACCAGACAGUGUAAAGAAAGAACUCCUACAAAGAAUAAGAACCUUUCUUGCCCAGCAUGCCAGUCUUUAAGAUUGACAUUAAUUCUGAGUACAGUAUUUUUGUGUCUCUGUAUUAUGUAAGUCAUGCCAGAAAUUGGAAUACAUUUUUCAUGUUUUAGAAUUUAAGUUCAUUUUUGUAUGAUUAGUUACAGGUGUAUCAUUACACUGCAUUAAUUUCUUAAACUUGCUGUUUUAAUUAAAAAAAAAACAACAACUUUUGUGGUUA
This is a messenger RNA of Dermochelys coriacea (leatherback sea turtle), 1084 nucleotides long. RefSeq names its product ENY2 transcription and export complex 2 subunit (gene ENY2). NCBI's taxonomy places the organism in Eukaryota, Metazoa, Chordata, Testudines, Dermochelyidae. The record is from RefSeq and is a predicted model, not a curated record. Gene Ontology annotation, cellular component: SAGA complex; nuclear pore; DUBm complex. The transcript has 6 exons. The coding region runs from base 551 to 889 and encodes 112 amino acids. Gene Ontology annotation, molecular function: transcription coactivator activity; chromatin binding. Gene Ontology annotation, biological process: regulation of transcription by RNA polymerase II; positive regulation of DNA-templated transcription; poly(A)+ mRNA export from nucleus.